Messenger RNA from Diaporthe amygdali, 3573 nucleotides. Its product is annotated as dna repair and recombination protein rad26. Gene Ontology annotation, cellular component: nucleus. Lineage: Eukaryota; Fungi; Ascomycota; Sordariomycetes; Diaporthales; Diaporthaceae. The record is from RefSeq and is a predicted model, not a curated record. Gene Ontology annotation, biological process: transcription-coupled nucleotide-excision repair. Gene Ontology annotation, molecular function: ATP-dependent chromatin remodeler activity; ATP binding. The transcript has a single exon. The coding region runs from base 1 to 3573 and encodes 1190 amino acids.
AUGGCCUCACAAGAGGGCGACCAUGUCACCAGUCCUCCACUGGUCGACUCACCAACUACUGAUGCAAAUGACGGGAAGAAGUCGGUGGCUUUUGCUGAAGUGCAGGAUGCCGCCACCCCCAACUCCGACCGAGAUGGAACGCCUCCCGACAUGGCCGAAGAUCUCGACGAAGAGUCGGCCCUGAAGAGCCUCACCGCAAACGUCCGCGACCAAGAAGACCUCGAGCGCGACAUUUCGCAUCAAGCAAGUCUUGCGUUAAUCGAAGCCGAGGACGCCAAGGACAAGAAUCGUAUCGCAAGGGCUGAAGCUACAAAGUCCAAGUUCCUGACUAGGAGGCAGGAACAACAACAAAAGUUGCGGAGAGCCUGGGGAAACACGCCAUUGAAGGAAAAGAUUCAGCAAGAAAUCGCUCGGAUUGAUGCCGAGAUCGAGCUGAUCGACAAGGACAUUGCAGAUUUCAACGCUCGAAUCGAAGAGAGACAGACGGCCGGUGACGAGGAAGAAAAUAAUGCUGCUGUAUCAAAAGGAAAGUUGCCUGGCGAAUCUCAAAGGGAAUAUCUGAUCCGUACUGGCAAGAUUACACCCUUUGCCAAGAUUGGCGGCCCGAGGCCAGAUGGUGUGCAAGGCGAACUUGCUGAUGCUAUAAUUGAUGCUGAAGACGAAGCCGUCGCUGAAGAAUUGGAGCUGGAGCAAGCGACUGACCAGCCGCGCUCUCACCGCAACCUGCGACUUCCUGGCUUCGCCGAGGAGCAAGAUGAUGCAUCCGCAGCCGUUAUUGAAAACGAGUUCUCCCUGCGGCCUAGGAAGAAGCGGAAGGUCCAAAGAGAAAGUGCGUCCUCCGAUGAGUUCGAGCCGAGCGCUGCUUCGGCUGCCUCUCCUGGCUCUGUCUCCGAGGGCGGGUCCGAGGAGUACGAUAUGACCGACCUCACUCGCACUGCCCCCAGGAAAACUCCCAAGAGCUUUCAAAAGGGUGAAACGACCUUUGAUUUUAGCAAAAUCGAUGAUGGCGACGAGUCAGCCUAUCAGCGGCGCCUUUCUGACUGGGUUGAACGCAGAAGUCGAGCGCGGAGGCGCAAACAAGAGAGCAAUGGUUUGCCAGUGGACAGUGAUGUCGAAGAGGAGUGGUACAAGCCUUCGCCCGACCAGCCCGAUCAUUACCUCGAGAACAACCUCAAACUGCCCGGUGACAUUUACCCAUCGCUGUUUGAUUACCAAAAGACUGGUGUGCAAUGGCUGGCGGAACUUUACGCGCAGAAGGUUGGCGGUAUUGUUGGCGAUGAAAUGGGCUUGGGAAAGACGAUCCAGUUGAUCUCUUUUGUUGCCGCCUUGCACUACAGCAAGAAGCUCACAAAGCCAGUCCUCGUCGUGGCCCCAGCCACUGUGCUGCAGCAAUGGGUCAGCGAGUUCCAUCGGUGGUGGCCGGCUCUCCGAGUUUCCAUCCUGCAUUCUUCCGGCAGCGGUAUGCUCAAUCUUGGAAACGAGGAGCGCUUUGAAGAUGAGGAGAUGUGGGAAGAUGCUGCUGCUCAGCCGAGGAAAUCAAGCAAGGCUGCAAAGAAGAUUGUUGACCGAGUGGUCAAGGAUGGCCACGUUCUGGUCACCACAUAUGCUGGCCUGCAGACUUACGGUGACGUGCUGAUCCCCGUUGAAUGGGACUAUGCUGUGUUGGAUGAAGGGCACAAGAUUCGAAACCCGAAUACCUACAUCACAAUAUGCUGCAAGGAGUUGCGCACACCAAACCGAAUCAUCCUCUCGGGGACUCCCAUGCAGAACAAUUUGAUUGAGCUUUGGUCCCUUUUCGACUUCAUCAACCCGAUGCGUCUCGGCUCUCUUGUAGCCUUCCGCAACCAGUUCGAAAUUCCUAUCAAGCUAGGCGGUUAUGCCAACGCGACCAAUCUUCAGGUGAUGACAGCACAAAAGUGCGCGGAGACAUUGAAAGACACUAUCAGCCCAUAUCUUCUGCAGCGCACCAAGAAGGACGUAGCAGCAGAUCUUCCCAAGAAACAGGAGCAGGUUUUGUUCUGCAAGCUGACCGCCGUCCAACGGGAUGCUUACGAGCAGUUCCUGAGGUCCGACGAGAUGAAUGCCAUACUCAACAAGACGCGCAAGUCGCUUUUCGGCAUUGACCAGCUGAGGAAGAUAUGCAAUCAUCCGGAUCUACUUUUUCCACAUCGAAAGAACAGACCGAACUACAAGUGGGGCUCAGCGCGUCAGUCGGGCAAAAUGCAGGUCGUCAAAAAGCUUUUACCCUUGUGGAAACGGUUCGGCCACAAGAUCUUGCUGUUCAGCCAGGGCGUGCAGAUGCUUGAUAUCUUGGAAGCGUUUGUCAGGCGGCAGGGUGACAUUAAUUUUCUUCGCAUGGAUGGCAAGACCCCAGUGAAGGAGCGGCAGAAGCUUGUCGACAAAUUCAACAAUGAUCCAGAGAUCCAUUUGUUUCUUCUGACAACCAAAGUCGGUGGGCUCGGCGUCAACCUUACAGGCGCCAGCAGGGUCAUCAUCUUCGAUCCGGACUGGAACCCUUCCACCGACGUACAAGCCCGCGAGAGAGCUUGGCGAUUGGGUCAGAAAAAGGAGGUCGUCAUUUUCCGUCUCAUGACGGCCGGUACGAUUGAGGAGAAGAUCUACCACCGGCAGAUCUUCAAGCAGUUCCUUGCGAACAAGGUCCUCAAGGACCCGAAACAGCGCACGACGUUGAAUCUCAGCGACAUGCAUGAUCUGUUCACUCUCGACACUGACCACGGCGGUGCCACGGAGACGAGUCGGCUUUUCCAAGGCAGCGAAGUCACGACGAAUAUCACGCCAAAGCCCAAGAUAGCACCUGGCAACGCGAAUUACGACCUCGAGGACCAGCAUGCCAGAAUGGCUGCAAAUAUGUUGACAGCAGAUGACAAGGAGGGUGAGGAUGACAAGCUCCGAGACAUCGACGGUGUAGCCGGCGUGGAAGAGUACAAGGACGGUGAUGAAAGCAACUCUGGUGACGAAGACCGCAUCAUGGCCGGAAUCUUCGCCCGGGGUGUCCACGAAGCCUUGGAGCACGAUGAGAUCGUCAAUGGCAAGAAGACAGUUAAGGCCGACCGGACUAUUCUUGAGCGCGAGGCGAAUCGCGUUGCCGCCGAGGCCGCUGACCAUCUGCGCCGGUCCCGCGAGCAGGCCCGCAACGUGCCCAUUGGCACCGUCACCUGGACCGGUGAGCACGGCCAGGCUGGUGCCCCACGCCUGCCGAAUGUCAAUCGUGGGCGAGGAGGACCCAGCUCAGCCGGUGUACUGGCUGGUAUUCGCGACCGCCAGGGCAUCGGCGGCGCCAGUGGUGGUGGCAGCGCCACGAGCUCUCGCUCGGCUACGCCACCGACGAACGGUCGGUACGGGGUGAAGGAGUUCAAGGAGAUGAUCCCGGCCUUCGUCCGGCGCCACGGAGGCAAGUGCCCAUCCAAGGUGCUCGUGGAUCACUUCAACCCCUACUGUCAUACGAAGAAGGCGACGGAGGCGUUCAAAGCGGCGCUGAACGCGGUGGCGAGGAUGGAGCAGGCAGGCAGCACGAUGAGAGGCAUCUGGACUUUGAGGGCGGAAUACAAGUGA